This is a messenger RNA of Macrosiphum euphorbiae (potato aphid), 816 nucleotides long. The record is from the annotation of a GenBank genome assembly. Lineage: Eukaryota; Metazoa; Arthropoda; Insecta; Hemiptera; Aphididae.
AUGAACGGUCAGUCUACUCUCGACAUACCACACAGACCUACCCUGGCUGACUGUGAGUAUGUUUGCCGGAGACAACAGUUCAUGUUCGGAAAUCGCUAUGGAGAAGACUUGCAGGAAGAGGAAUGCGCCGAAUACUGCAGCGCAGAUUACUGCGGUUCCGACAAAGAAGGUGAAGACGACGUCGACAGCGUUUGCCAAUAUUCCGCUGCUACAAAUUCGGACUGCUAUGGAGAUGGAGAAUUUGAGUGUGGACAAUCUGGUUCACGUCACACAGCUGUUGACGGAUUUCAAACUGAAGGUGGGAUCGCAAUUUCACAUUUCAGUUUGGAUAGUUUUGAUAUCAUUAUGGCACCCGGAACAUUUUUCCACAUUUAUGAACCCGAAGAAAUGGAUGACUACGAAUCUGGCCCGCGACGAGCUACUGGAGGAAUGCAAUAUGGAGGAUACUCCGAUGAGAGACAGAAUCAGGGCCUUGUUGCUCGUGGCUCGCAAAAUUAUGAGCACCUUCUUGGAAGAAUUAUCGAUAGAAUUCGUGAUAUCGAUUUUAGAGGAAAUGAUCGAUACAUCAGCGACGUUAUUGUCCCCCGUGGACCUAACGGAGUUGAUGAAGUUACUGCAGGGUUACAAGAUAUGUUGCGACAGUACCCACCAAAGCUCCCAGUCAUCGUCACAGCCCAUGGCGACCAUGUCCAUUGCGUCCACGUCUGCCGACAGUCAAACUCGGCUUGUCGGUGUGUAUGGUUGCAACGAUGCGUCCUCUAUCGCCAACAUGGACGACGACACGUUUGGGCGAUACGCCUCACGUCGUCGGACUGA